ACACGUCUCCGUCAAAGCGUAUAUACACGCACACAGACAGUCUGUCGACGUCAAGAUGCUCGGGAGCGACGUACUGUUGUGCUUCAUUUUCUACAGCACGCUCCUAAUUUUAAAGAUGUACAUUAUUUCCAUCAUAACGGGCCAAGUGAGACUAAAGAAAAAGGCGUUUGCUAAUCCAGAAGACGCCGAGAGACACGGAGGUGUGCAGUUCUGCCGCACUGAUCCGUACGUGGAACGCUGUAGGAGAGCACACCUCAAUGACAUGGAGAACAUUUUCCCCUUUUUAUUUCUCGGAGCUGUCUACUCUAUGACAGGCCCCUCGUAUGCAGUAGCACGACUUCAUUUUCUUGUCUUUUUCCUGGGUCGAGUUCUCCACAGCGUUGCAUACCUGCUGGCACUCAAAGCACCGACACGUUCGUUCGCCUAUAUCGUCGCUCAGGUGCCUUGCGUUUCAAUGGCAAUACAGAUACUCAUGGAAGUAGCCUCAUUCGCAUAACCCUCUCAUCAAUGGACUUCUGUGAUUGGUCAAGACUUCUGGUUACAACUGUGAUGCAGAAUGCUGCUUUACGGACUUACGGCAUCUCAACAGUAAUAGAAUUCACAUUUCACUUUAACAACAGACUUGAUGAUUUAUGACUGACUGUUCUUAAAACCCAACAUUCAUUGCUGUCAUUUUAGUACUGGACUUUAGUAUUGUGUUUUGCUGUGUAGUGUCAUUUUAGCAUUCAAAUGAAGGUUAUUUAAUGUGAUUUAUUGUCACAGUUAGGUUUGCAUAUACUCUCAUAUUUAUAUAUUUGAUAGAACAGGCCUCAUUCUCCUUGAAUGGACCUUGAGUCUAUAGCGCAGCCGUUGCUUACAAGACUUUUGGUUCAGUGACCACCAGCUUUUUACUUUCAUACUGCAAAGCUUACAUAAGCAAUAACUGCUGAGGUCAGUUCGGAGGCCAUGUGAUUGUUUCACAAUAACUUUCCACGCUUGUAAAAAUUCCUCUGUUAUUAGACCAUAAGCCCUCCAGAGCCCAGGCUUUUCAAACUUAUUGUAGCGUUAAUCAUACGCCGUUGCACAAACACUGUCCUUCCUCUUUGUCCAUCAUGCUUUGAGGUUAUAACAUUUCGAGAACAGCCGGGUGCUUUCACUUUGGAUUUUGUCUUCAAGAACGUUGGUUUAGGUAUGAUGUUACAGUUGUGGUAAUUCACCACAAAGCACUUUUGUUAUAUAUAUUAAUAUUUUCUGUUUUCAAUGUGUAACUUAUUUUAUUUUGUAUAAUAUUAUAUAGUUUGUGUAGUGAUGUUAAAGUCUCUAAAGAGAUGAUGUGAAAAGCAUAGUUUUUAUAAUAAAGGAAUAAUGAAAGGU
Molecule: messenger RNA, 1353 nt
Organism: Labeo rohita (rohu)
Lineage: Eukaryota; Metazoa; Chordata; Actinopteri; Cypriniformes; Cyprinidae
Gene: ptges
Product: prostaglandin E synthase
Exons: 3
Coding region: 56-496 (146 amino acids)
Biological process (GO): prostaglandin biosynthetic process
Cellular component (GO): membrane
Molecular function (GO): prostaglandin-E synthase activity
Source: RefSeq, a predicted model, not a curated record